UCUUCAUUCCCUCUCUGUGAAGCUGCCGAUCAUGGACUCCAACACAGUGGUGGAAAACAUCUACCUGCUGGUCGUCGUCACCCUCGUCAGCGUUCUGCAGAAUGCAUUCUUUGCACAGAAGGUAGAGAGAGAAUCCCACACCCACACGCCUUGCACUGACCGAGUGUCUUGUGCCAAUCGUAACUGCAUGGACGCAUACCCGACCUUCCUGGCAGUGAUGUGGUGUGCCGGCCUUUGUCUCAGUCAAGCUCCUGCUGCCUUCGCCGGCAUCAUCUACCUUCUCGUGAGGCAGAAGUAUUUUGUGGGAUACUUGGGACAAACAUCUCAAAGCACUCCAGGCUACCUUUUUGGAAAGCGCAUCAUCUUCUUUCUCUUCAUGAUGUGCGUCGUGGGGAUCUUCAACCACCUGCUGUGGCGUUACUAUGGCAGCGACUACAAAGAAUACGUACAGACCAUCACCAGCGCCGCAUCUACUCUUCUCCUCAUCCCAUAGUCCAGUGUGUGUGUGUGAAGCAUUGAAACAGUCUUGAUAAUACUUUAUUUUGUAAGAACGUAGAAAACCCAUUGACCCAUUCAACCCUUAAUACAAUAAAAUGGCUGCAAAUCAUCACA
Messenger RNA from Solea solea (common sole), 612 nucleotides. RefSeq names its product arachidonate 5-lipoxygenase-activating protein (gene alox5ap). Lineage: Eukaryota; Metazoa; Chordata; Actinopteri; Pleuronectiformes; Soleidae. The record is from RefSeq and is a predicted model, not a curated record. Gene Ontology annotation, cellular component: membrane; endoplasmic reticulum; nuclear envelope. Bases 32 to 493 code for a protein of 153 amino acids. Gene Ontology annotation, molecular function: leukotriene-C4 synthase activity; glutathione peroxidase activity; glutathione transferase activity. Gene Ontology annotation, biological process: leukotriene biosynthetic process. The transcript is spliced from 5 exons.